Paramuricea clavata is the source of this 2862-nucleotide messenger RNA. The record is from the annotation of a GenBank genome assembly. Lineage: Eukaryota; Metazoa; Cnidaria; Anthozoa; Malacalcyonacea; Plexauridae.
AUGAGUCUGCUAAUGACAUCUAAUGACUAUGCUAAUAAGAUCAAGACACAAAGAAGGCGGCAGUACAAAGAAUCAGAAUCGGACGGUUCAGAGGACGAUGAAAGGAAAACGAAAUCAGUCGAGAAAAAAAUAUCGUGUAAAUUUUGCGGCUUUGAGCACUGGCCAGAUAAGCGAAAGUGUCCAGCCUGGGGAAAAACCUGCAACAAGUGCAAAAGAAAGAAUCAUUUUGCCAAGAGAUGUCGAAAGUCCGCCAUAUACUGCAUAGAAAGCGAGGAGGAAGAAAUUAGCGUCGUGAGAAUUCAAGCUAUGAAAGAGAAAGCGGUAUUUGCGAAGAUCUUGGUCAACGACGUUCAUGUACAUUUCCAAGUCGACUGUGGCGCCAGCACAAACAUACUUCUAUACAAGUAUGUAGAAAAGGAAAAGAUUUCUCCAUGUGAUAGAACAUUAGUCAUGUGGAACGGUACUAAAGUGAAACCUUUGGGAACGUGCGUCGUUCGAGUGGUUAAUUUAAGAAAUCAGAAGAAGUAUGAUGUGAAGUUCUUGAUCGUCAAGGAUGACCUGACUCCGUUGUUAGGUUUGAAGACCACAGAGGAGAUGAGGCUGUUGAUGAUUCACAAAGAGAACUUCAUUAGCGCUGUGUUUUGUAAGAAAACGGAUGUGGUAGACAAGCAUGCUGAAGUUUUCAAUGACGAUUUGGGAAGAUUGCCAGGAAUAGUCCAUCUAGAAGUAGACCCAAAUCAUAAACCAGUCGUACUACCGGCACGGAAAAUCCCCGUGUCAGUGAGAGACCAAUUCAAAGUCGAGUUACAACGAUCAGAGAGACUGGGAGUCAUCACACCUGUCGAAGAACCGACCAAGUGAGUCAAAUUGUCAUGGCAAUGAAGAAAUCUGGUGCAUUGCGCAUAUGCAUAGAUCCAAAGCCACUGAACGAAGCCCUGAAGAGAGAGCGAUAUCAAAUUCCUGUCAUAGAUGAUUUACUACCUGAUUUGUCGGAGGCUCGUGUAUUUUCCAAGGUUGACCUGGCAUCCGCAUUUUGGCAUCUAGAAUUAGACGAAGAGUCAAGCAAGCUGACGUUUUCUACCCCCUACGGAAGAUUCCGGUGGUUGCGCGUGCCCUUCGGUUUAAACGUGUCCAGUGAGAUUUUCCAGAAACGACUCAACCAAGAGCUCCUGGGACUGGAGGUGUAUCGCAGAUGACAUCCUUGUCUAUGGUACCGACGAAAAAGACCACGACAAGAACUUCGAGAGGCUACUGGAACGGUGUAAAGAAAAGAGCAUUAAGUUGACCAAGGACAAAUUGGAGUUAAAGUGUAAAGAGGUUUCAUUCCAUGGUCAUCUUCUCACCAAUGAAGGUUUGAAAGUCGACCCUUUGCGUGAUCUAACACACAAAGAGUCGGCGUGGUGCUGGUUGGAAAUACACGAGAAAGCAUGGAAUGAAGUGAAGCAUUUAAUCGCAAUGACCCCAGUCCUCGCGUACUAUAAGCCAUCAGAAAGUCUUGAGAUCCAAUGCGAUAGCAGUCAGACUGGUUUGGGAGUGGCCCUAAUGCAGAAUGGUCAUCCGAUUGCAUAUGCCAGCCGAACACUAUCUGAGACAGAAAGAAGAUAUGCUCAGAUAGAGAAGGAAAUGUUGGCCAUCAUUUAUGCGGUCGAGAAAUUUAAUGACUACACGUUUUGCAGAAAAGUUACCAUCUACAGUGAUCAUAAACCUCUAGAAAGUAUUUUGAAGAAACCUCUUCACCGAGCGCCCAAGAGACUGCAGAGUAUGAUGAUCCAUCUCCAGAAGUAUGACAUCGAAGUGAAGUAUGAGAAAGGAAGCAACAUGUUCCUUGCCGAUACGUUGUCCAGAGCGAGCGUCCCCGGUGAUGGGAAAAGUGGUCCAGAGUUCGAGACUAUCAACAUGAUGAAGUACCUGCCAAUUUCUGACGAACGAUUAAAGGGAAUACAACGAGAAACAAAAAGCGAAGAGUCCCUCCAAGUCUUGACGACGGUGAUUCGGCAAGGGUGGCCAGAGCAAAAAGAAUAUCUGCCAAAUGUUGUGGCACCCUACUUCAACAUCCGAGACGAGAUGUCGAUCCAAGAUGGUCUAGUGUUUACAGGAGAAAGAGUGGUUAUCCUGCAAGCAAUGAGAAGCAAGAUGCUGGGAAAAGUCCACAACUCCCACCUGGGAGUAAAUGGGUGCCUCAAUCGAGCUCAAGAGUGCCUUUACUGGCCCGGUAUGUCCAACGAUAACAAGAACCAUGUGUCAACCUGCGAAGCCUGUCGUGAGUAUGAGAGAAGUCAGCCAAAGGAAACUUUAUGUAGUCAUGAAGUGCCAAAUCGACCCUGGCAACGUGUAGGAAUAGACUUAUUUGAACUAGAGAGAAAACACUAUCUAAUUACCGCUGACUAUUUUAGUGAUUUCGUUGAGCUGGAUCACUUGAAGAAUAUUUCCUCAGUACAAGUCAUUAGGAAAAUCAAGAGUUAUUUCGCGAGACACGGCAUACCCGAGCAGGUGAUAACGGACAAUGGCCCGCAGUUCGUGGCACACGAUUUCCAGAUAUUUACUAAGGAAUGGGACUUCGAGCACAUCACCUGUAGUCCAUACCACAGUCAAGCAAAUGGUAAAGCCGAAAGCGCUGUAAAAGAAGCUAAGAAAAUCCUAAGAAAGUCGAAGAAAGCAAAGUCAGACGCGUUUUUGGCGGUUCUUGACCAUCGAAAUACUCCCUCCACGAGCAUGAAGAGCAGUCCAGCCCAGCGUCUGUUGAAUAGGCGGGCGAGAACCUUGUUGCCAACAACAGCGAAGCUGCUGCAACCACAAUCCAUUGACAGUGGUACCACGGUAGAGAAACUAGCGGAACGGAAAAGACAACAAGCCAAGUAUUAG